Zerene cesonia (dogface butterfly) is the source of this 1922-nucleotide messenger RNA. Its product is annotated as cytochrome P450 6a2-like. Gene Ontology annotation, molecular function: oxidoreductase activity, acting on paired donors, with incorporation or reduction of molecular oxygen; monooxygenase activity; heme binding. Lineage: Eukaryota; Metazoa; Arthropoda; Insecta; Lepidoptera; Pieridae. The record is from RefSeq and is a predicted model, not a curated record. The coding region runs from base 120 to 1664 and encodes 514 amino acids. The transcript has 5 exons.
AAGAAGCGUGCGUAAAUUCAAAAGUUCGAAACAAUAAUUUUGUAAUGAUUUCGAAAUAACGCGUGUGUUGUGUUCGCCACGGAAAAAUAGUUUAAUAUUAAAAAAGGAAUGCAAUCAUAAUGGCAUUCAUACAUUAUGUAUCCACGAUAACGAAUGAAAUAUUUCUGUUAUUUUUUAUUUGUUUGCUAUUAAUUUACGUUUGGUAUAAAUACAAAUUUACGUAUUGGGCUAGGAAAGGUGUGUUUGGACCUAAACCGAUAUUUCCCUUUGGCAACGUGCGUGAUGUGAUCCGAAGAAAGGAGCAAUUCUUUGAACCGUAUUGUGAUGCUUAUUUUAAAUAUAAGCACCUGCCAUAUGUAGGAUUUUAUUCUUUUAAUUUACCAGUGCUAAGUGUUAACGAUCCGGAUUUGGUAAAGCAUGUAUUGAUAAAGGAUUUCGAUCAUUUUCAAUCUCAUGGAAUAUUUUCGAGCGGCGUAGGGAACCCUUUAGGUGGACAUUUGUUUAACAUACACGGUCAGGCAUGGAAAGAGCUACGUUUCAAGCUUUCGCCAGUGUUUACACCCGGCAAACUGAAAACUAUGUUCCCGUUAGUGGAAAAAAUAGCAAAUGAUGCUUUGCACUACAGCGACACAAUGUACUUAAAGAAUGAAGCGAUUAACUUUUCCGAAUUCUCGGAGAAGUAUUCAAUGGAAAUUAUUGGAAGCGUCGGUUUUGGCGUUGAGUGCAACGGAUUCAAAAUUUCCGAUUCAGAAUUUUAUAGACGAGGGCAUGAAUAUUUUGAACCGAAAACUUUAUACUGGACAAUAAUACGAGCGAUCUCAUUUUUUGCACCAGAAUUUUUCAAAAAAUUGAGAGUUAAUCGUGUAAAUCCUGAUAUGAACAAAUUCUUUUACAAUCUUGUUAAAGAGACAGUUGAAUAUCGACAAACUCACAAUUACCAGCGAUCAGAUUUUCUUCAAGCUCUAAUAGAUUUAAUGAAUAAAGAGAAGUUAAUUACAGACACGAAGGGCGAGGCAACUCCUUUCACUCUAACAGAUAUCGCAGCAAACACUAUGCUUUAUAUGUUCGCUGGCUACGAAACGUCGGCCACCACAAGUCAAUUUGCUGCUUAUGAAUUGGCAUGUAAUCCUCAAAUUCAGUCCAAAGCUAGGGAAGAAAUCUUAAGAGUAUUAAAGAAGCAUGGCGGUCAAUGUACAUAUGAAGCGCAGAACGAAAUGACCUAUAUAAACAUGAUUCUUGACGAAACAAUGCGAAUCCAUCCACCGAUGCGUGCAUUGUUCCGAAGAUGCACAAAAGAUUACAAGAUGCCUGACAGUGAGUUGAUAAUUGAAGAAGGCACGCUAGUAUUCAUUCCGAUACAAUCAAUACAAAUGGAUCCAGAUAUAUUUGAAAACCCGAACACAUUUGAUCCCGACAGGUUUGCUCCUGAGAAAAAAUCAAAGAUGCAUCCUUGUCAUUGGAUGCCGUUUGGCGAAGGUCCAAGGAAAUGCUUAGGUCUACGUCAAGGUUACAUUCAGUCUAAAAUGGCGUUAGUGAAAAUACUUCAAAAGUACGAAAUUUUACUGGACGAUCGGACUGAGACUCCCAUAAAGAUGAAAGCGUCUUCUCUGGCAUGUGCGGUGGAUGGCGGAGUUUGGAUAAAGUUAAAAAAACUGGAGACAUGACACUCGGUGAAAUAGAGGGAUAUGAGUGAUUUAGAAAGUGAUAGUAAAAUUAAGAUUUUUAGUUUAAAAACAUUUUAUUUUAUAGUGCCAAAAUUAGUUCGUUUGUAAUUAUUUGUGUUUGAUUAUUUUUAAUAAUUAUUUUGAGACUUUGUAUUAAUUUACCUGAUGAAAGAUAUAUUUAAAGGCGUUAGCAUGGUAUGAAUGUGGUGUCCCUUUAUGUAUAUUUCGUUUUUGGUAUAGCGGGUAAAAUAAAAAAGA